AUGACGAAGCAGACAAUAGAGUUUUGGCUUAGGAGGAGGACCGAUAUCUACUCGGUGCAUUUGUAUCUACCAAAAGAAACUGACCAAUGGGUGGAGAUAGAGUGCGAGUGGAAUGUAGGAGAGAUUGACAGAUUACUCAUUAUGAAUACAUCAUCAACGCCUUCUGUAUUUUCCGUCUGUGAGAUAAAAGUUUUCAACACGGAUGGGAUUCCUGUGUAUGGCAGCAUGGAAGCUGUUUAUAGGACCUCCCCUGACGAGUUUUACUUGACUGACAGCAAACCUGCAACAUGCCAUUCCUUUGCAGGAGUGACUCAAUCUCUAUUCGUUGCUCUGGUGGUGCCAGUCAUGAUUGCCCCCAUCAGACUGUUCGUGCCGAAAGGUUCUAUAAACAUUGGAAUUAGAUUAACAUCAGGCUAUAGCACCAUCGACAGAGCACGGUGUGAAAUUGACAUUGAAACAGAUUCCUGUUCUGAUAAUCAUCAGCAAGUAGCUCAAAAAUAUCAAGUGGCAAACAAUCUGCAAACUGUGAAACUUGAAUUUGCUGACCAUCCCCCUGUGCCAAACCGCAAUGGUUCUGCCUUGAGGAGUUCGGAGUGGAGAGCCGGGGAAACUCGAUCCCUGGGCAGAAUGGGCGGAGGAGGAGAACCAGUGAGAGACCCUUACGGAAAGCUCAUAACCACUCGUGGUUAUAAAACGGAGCCUUUAUCCUGGGCAGGCAACUCGAUCUCCUUACCGUCCAUGGAGAGGACGUGCAGCAGGGCAAAGAAUGCACUCUACAGGGAAGAACUACAAAGACAGAUCGAGGAGAAAAAACGCCUGGAAGCCCUAGAGAGGGAGAGAACCAAGCAGCUGGAAGAGAGGAUUGCAGAGAGGACGGAAAUGCAGAGGCAGCAGAUGCGUGCAGAGUAUGAGAAAGAGUUGCAGAGGACUAAGAAUCUUGAGGCAGAGCUUCGUCGUCAGCAAGAAUUUGCAAAGCAGUUGGAAGAAUUCCAAAAGCGAGAUGCUGAGCUGAGGAAACGGAAGUCUACCGAAGUUCAUUCUCAUGGCGAAAACGGAUACUCAAAUAGCGAAUCCCUGCAGAAGAGGCGCAGUCCAUCCCCUCCCGUUCCUGCAGUCAGGACAAAGGAGCUGAUGGAACGUACGGUCACUCCCAUACAGUCCCUGGCUCAAGUGAAACCAGAGAAUCUGUUCAGUUCUUUGGCAGAAAUUAGAAGACAAAUUCUGCAAAAUCAAGAUAAAAAGCAAACAAAUGCUUCCUAUAAAGUGAUGAAUCGUCGGACAGUGGCAGAUGUUGAUGACGAAUCCGACGAUGAGGUCGUAUCGUAUUCCCGAGUGCCUUCAGUUGCAGAGUAAAUGAAUUUCAUUGCAAAAACAACAUAGACUAUAGUUUUGCAAUCAUAUGUGAUCUCAAGCUUCACAAGUGUUCUGUUUUGGUGUUGGAGUUUAUUUCGUGCAUUCUCAUGUAAUUUAUGACUGUAUUUUUUCCUGUCUAAAAAAUACUUUUAAAAUUGAUAAAUCCUUGUAUAUAAUGCAAUCAAAUGUUUUGUUACAAAUCUCGAAUGAAAGGAGAGAAUAAGAAGUUAAUGACUUACCUGCAUGCAGAAGCAAUUAAUGAGGAAAGCAACAUCUUAAGCACAAUUGAAAGAUGUUGCUAACUUUUAUGUGAUUACAAGUAACACUUUUAUUGAUGCAUUAAGUGUCGAGCUGUAAGAGCUAAUUUGGGUGCAACUCCACUUAAUCAUUAAACUCUUGAAUCUGACAAUUUUUUGCAGUUAUGAAAGGGUUUCUUUAAAUUUUAAAACACAUAAAUGCAAUAUUUUAUGCUAUAAAAUGUUGAUUCUCUCAUCAAUUCUAUUUUCAAGUUUAAAAGUUCAUUUAUGUAAUGUAAUCAAAUGUCUUGUUAAAAAUUUGAGAUAGAAAAAGAGGUGGUGUUAAUAUCACGCACACAGUUAAAAUAUGUAAGUUAUAACAAGCAAUUUAUAUGCAUGCCAAAAGAAGGAACUUGUAUCUUAAAAAUA
Molecule: messenger RNA, 2018 nt
Organism: Uloborus diversus
Lineage: Eukaryota; Metazoa; Arthropoda; Arachnida; Araneae; Uloboridae
Exons: 15
Coding region: 1-1353 (450 amino acids)
Source: RefSeq, a predicted model, not a curated record